GUUUUACCCAUAGUGUGUGCGCGCGCAGGGAAUCCUUGGAGCCCGCGCGUUGUCGUCGCUGCUCUCUGUUUAGUUGCAUACAGUGUAGAGCUUGGCCCGCACGUAAGCGUACAAAAUGUCGCUUGAAAUUAUAAAUUUCGUUAAAAGCCACCCAAUUUUAUACGACACCACUAACCCGGACUACAGAAAAAUACGAGAAAGAGAAAAAGUAUGGGAGGUACUAGCAAAAGAUACCUUCGAAAGUGUUGAUAAAGUAAAGAAAAAAUGGAAAAAUCUCAGGGAUUGCUACCACCGAUAUUUAAAAACCUUGCAUGGCAUUAAUGAUAUCAAUUCCAGUCGACCUGGGCCAAUGACAUUUAAAUGGGCAAAUAAAAUGGAAUUUUGUAAACCAUUUUUGGAAAUGAACAUUGAAAAGGCUGAAGAGGUUUCCUCUAAAAGCGACAACUCAAACUACAGUGAAGAAUCGACUUUUAACUUUACAAUUAACAAUACCAAAAAACGCAAAAGAAGUGAUAACGAUUCCUUUGGUAAUCUUUUCCACAACACGUUAGAUGCUACCGAUUUAAUAUUUUUAGGGUAUUCGCACACAAUUAAAACUUUUUCACCCACACGACAAAUUAAUCUUAAGUUAAAAAUUGCCCAAAUUAUAAUGGAAGAAGAAUUAAAACAGCUUGAAGAAACGGGUAUGGCAGAUUUAGCCCCUUGUCCAAUUGUCAAGGAAGAAUAUGAGGAACCAUGUAAUAUUUAAGUAUGUUUGUUGUUUAUUUUAAAUUUCUCUGUGUUAUAAUAUAUUUUUAUAAAUAAAUAUUUAUAUAUAA
Messenger RNA from Brassicogethes aeneus, 818 nucleotides. The record is from the annotation of a GenBank genome assembly. NCBI's taxonomy places the organism in Eukaryota, Metazoa, Arthropoda, Insecta, Coleoptera, Nitidulidae.